UCAUGGUUAUUUAUCGACCUUGCAAUGCAGUGGUUGUUAUGCGCAUGUUGCCAAGACAUCGUGUGUAUUGUAUGUGGCUACGUGUGGGUGUAUCUGUAUGUUUAGAAGUACUUUAUAAUUGGCUAUGCACAAAUGAUAGUGGACGGACGGACACACACACAGACACAUAUGUGUGUGUGUGUGUAUGUGUGUGUCGGCGGCCACCUUCAGUCGACGUCGACUAUGACAUUAUUGUCUCUACCCACUCCCGUAUAGAGUCAAUGCCUAGGCGAAAGAACGUGAGGAGCAAUUUGUUGUCCAUGUAGCAAGCUCCCUCUCUCUAUGCAACUGAUGGAUCCAAAUGAUCCAUCAACAUAUACCUAUAUGGUUUGGCACCAGCGAAUAACAUUAUUAUUUCUAUCUAAUACAUUUGGUUAUGACUAUUUCACAGUCGUGAAAUUUGUUAUCGCCAUUAUCACGUUUAAUAUUCUACAUUGUUUGAAAAUACGAAAUCCCUGCCCACAGAGCUUCACUCUCCGGGAUGAGCGCUGAGGCCAGCCGAGCCGCGAUGAACCCACCAUGAACCGCUGGACCAAUAACUACUAUGGCCAACACUCUCGCCAGAACAGCGCGGUUCGCACGGAGGCUCCCACGAGGGCUGUGCAGUUCCGGGAAGGCUCUCAGGAUCAGGUCAGCAGGCCCUCUGGAACAGGCCCAGGGAAUGUGGCUCGCCUGUGGAUAUUCCGCGUGGUGCACCUCACCGACGUCACCCUCGUGUCUUUCAUCAAGCGCCAGGGAGUCCAAGUGCUAGACGUCGAGCAAGUGUCACCGGAAAAUGCAACUUACAAAUCGUUCAAGGUCACGGUAGAUGAGGAGGACGCCCCGACGCUGCUGUAUCGCACGUCGUGGCCGGGAUUGGUCGGGUGCAGGCUGUGGAAAGACCAGGAAACUCACGCCGAGGAUGACCCAUUGGCAGAGACCAGUACAAAAGCAACAUUUAGUAAGAGCCUGCAUACCACCACUCUUCGUGCUCUACUAGGUCUGAGCAGCCUCUAUGCGUCCAAGAAGUCUUUCGACGACAGCCAGAUCGAUCUCCGCCGAAGUUUCCAAGCACAUGAUGGAACGCGCGGUUUCGGCGGAGAGAAGCGGCUUGACAAGACAGCUUUCAAAGAUUUUGCGAACCGGAGAGACGAAACCAGACUGCGAAGAGCUUUUAGCGAAGAUCAGAUUCCUGAGGUUAAUCAAAAAACUUUUAUCCAAGACAGAGAGAAGCGAACUUCCUACGGUAGGAAAAACAAAACAAGCCAUGGGAAGACAGCUAAUCCAGACCAGUCAGGAACACAGAAGCCAGCUACCCAGAGCCGAGGUCGCACGUCGCAUCAGAGGCUUACAUCUCGAAGUGCUCGAGGUCGAGAAAAUGGGCAGAAAUCAGCUACAUAUCCCGCUUCACGGUUGCCAAAUAAAAAGUCGUCACGACAUGGCAACAGUAGGAGGAAAAACGUGAGAAGUAGGAAGCACACCAACGGCACUGGACCUAAUAAUGACAACACAAGAAGGUCAAGAACAGGUGGAACGAAAAGUGUCAUAGCGAAUGGUAGGAACAGACGAGACAAUAAUGUAAAUGGACAGGCCUUCAAUCAAAGCACAGUCAUCUCGAAUUCCAUACCAAGAAAGAAAACAGGUAAAGAACUUCGUACGAAAGUCGAGAGGGAUGUAAAUGAAGACAAACAUGGAACAGAUGCCCGUGAAAAACAGAAGCCAAGCGCAACUUCCUCCACGAACGGGCUAAAGAAAGUCACGGGAAGUAACAGAUCCCAAGAGAGCAUUCACAGUAACACUGAUGCCAGUGUAGAUGAAGCAAACAGAAAAAGUGGAAUCAAGCAAGUGCCAGAAAAAUCCAGAGAAAAGGUCAACACUGCGAACACAACCAAAAACGAAAAUGAUGAGGUUUCUAAUAAAGAGAAACAAAGGUCUAUCGGGCAAACCAACAUGGGCAAUACACCAUCACAAGAAAAUAAUGAUAAAGCCUCCGAUAAAGACGAAUCUAUCCCAAAUCAAAGGGAAACUGAUACAAGGAGGAGCACGUCCUAUGAAGAUAUUAGUAGCAAGGAUGACCUAUCGAAGACUGCAAGGAAUCUGAAAAGAUCCUUCAAUUCUCUUCACAAUGUUCAUAUCAACACCUACGACAAGAACAGAGGCACCUACGAUAUCUCAAACGAAUUCUCAAAUCUGCCAAAUUCCCAAAUAAGCAAGGACGGGACCACGAGAAAUCUGCAGCCUGAAUCAUCCACCAAUGGGCCAUCUCAGCAACUAAACUGGGUCGUGUUGUUGAGUGGGCUCCUCAUCCUUUCCCCCGAUGAAGCGGUUGACCAUCUGCUGGGAUCGGAGUUCGACGGCCUCCUCGCACGAGAGAUCGUGUCCGACGACGAGCUCUUCAUCGGCAUGAAGGUCCUAGCUCACGCCUCGCGCUCCGACGCUGAUCCCAAUAAGCUGGAAAUGCUGGCCUACAAAAUCUGGCAGCCCCACAUCAUCGAACUCAUCAGAACCUUUUCAGUGACGGUGGAAAAAUAUUAUCCCGAGAGAGCGGAGAGGUACUUCUGGGACCUCGCGGAGUUCCUCGAUAUUUAUGUCUCAUACAAAUUGCAGAUUGACAAGCUACCUAACUUAGUCAGUGCAUGCCUCUCGGAAGUGUUAGUUUUGAGUUACAAGUCUUACGUGUCAGAAGAACUAGUAAACAUUUAUAGAAAGAUGCAAGAUUCAAGGAUGCGCACAGAAGCACCCGUGUGA
This is a messenger RNA of Penaeus chinensis, 2766 nucleotides long. RefSeq lists its product as uncharacterized. The record is from RefSeq and is a predicted model, not a curated record. Bases 559 to 2766 code for a protein of 735 amino acids. Lineage: Eukaryota; Metazoa; Arthropoda; Malacostraca; Decapoda; Penaeidae. The transcript is spliced from 3 exons.